AUGCCUCGCAAAGGAAAGUUCAAACACAGGCUACACCGCAAUCCCUUCAGCAUGUACGAGCAGCUCCCCGCCAUCGACCAGCAGGCCAUGUUCGGACGUGAAGCUCCUCUUGCCCUUGACGUAGGCUGUGGCCCAGGCCUCUUCACUGCCGACCUGGCAAAGAAGCACCCAGAGUGGAAUUGCAUCGGCAAUGAGAUCCGCGAUCAUUACGUAGAGCAGGUCGAAGCUAAGAGGGAGGCGGGCAAGCUCACCAAUCUAAGAGGAAUCUGCGCCAAUGCGAAUUUGCAGCUCAUCAAUAUGCUCCCAGACGACUCGAUUGUCUUCUUCACUCACAACUUUCCCGAUCCUUGGUUCAAGAAGAGGCAUGAGAAGAGGCGUGUGUUGAACACAAAGUUCCUGUAUGAUCUCAGGCCGAAGCUCAAGGACGGCUGUGAGCUGCACAUUAUGACAGAUUACCAGCCCAUUGGCGAGGCAAUGCGCAAGGGCCUCAUGGCUACCUCGUUCCUCAGGCCUCUCAAGGGCAAU
Messenger RNA from Microstroma glucosiphilum, 525 nucleotides. RefSeq names its product putative methyltransferase. Gene Ontology annotation, biological process: tRNA methylation; RNA (guanine-N7)-methylation. Gene Ontology annotation, cellular component: tRNA methyltransferase complex. Gene Ontology annotation, molecular function: tRNA (guanine(46)-N7)-methyltransferase activity. The transcript has a single exon. The annotation marks the transcript as partial. The record is from RefSeq and is a predicted model, not a curated record. NCBI's taxonomy places the organism in Eukaryota, Fungi, Basidiomycota, Exobasidiomycetes, Microstromatales, Microstromataceae.